UUCCGACGUCGGCGGUGGGUUGCAGGAAGAGUCCGCCUCCGCCCGCCGUCGGAAGCGUCGGAACUCGAGUGCGGGGUGUUGGUGACGUGUGUUCGUGAGCGUGGUCUGCUGGUGGUCUGUUGGUCGAAUAGCCCAGCCAUUUUCGGGUAGGCGAGAGUAAGAUCGGGUACCCCUCCGAGGGGUGAGUAGCCAAGAUCGGGUGCACCCGGUGGGAAUAGGGUCAGGGCCGCGUAGGGGCGGGCGUCGGCCAAUCAGAUGGCGCCAGGAGGGCGCUGCCGACUGUGUGAAACAAGUGUACCUGAUAAUGGCCGGAUUGGGGCCGGGUGUACCCGAUUUUGGCCAUUCCUGUUGGGAGAUGUGCCAGAACUCGAGGAGGUGGCACGGGCAACGAAAGGCCUCAAGAACUGGAAGGCACCCGGUCAUGACUCCCUCCCUGCCGAGUUGCUCAAGAUCGAUGACGACGAACCCUUCGUCCUGGGACACCUCCAUACCAUCCUCGUCAAGGUGUGGAACGGAGGAGAUAUCCCGCGAGAGCGGAAAGAUGCAACCAUCAAGGUGCUGUACAAGAAAGGUGACCGGUCCAACUGUAACAACUACAGGGGGGUUUCGCUACUAUCUCACGUAGGCAAGGUCCCCAUCAAGAUCAUCACCAACCGUCUAAGCGCCUUCUGCGAAGCCAACAACAUCCUCCCGGAGGAACAGUGCGGACUUCGACACGGGCGAUCCACCGUCGACAUGCUGUUCGUCGGGCGCCGCCUCCAGGAGCUGGGGCUGAGAAAGAAAAUACCGCUCUAA
Ectocarpus sp. CCAP 1310/34 is the source of this 795-nucleotide messenger RNA. Lineage: Eukaryota; Phaeophyceae; Ectocarpales; Ectocarpaceae. The record is from the annotation of a GenBank genome assembly.